Messenger RNA from Sebastes umbrosus (honeycomb rockfish), 2112 nucleotides. RefSeq lists its product as uncharacterized. Gene Ontology annotation, molecular function: protein-membrane adaptor activity. Gene Ontology annotation, cellular component: meiotic nuclear membrane microtubule tethering complex; nuclear envelope. Lineage: Eukaryota; Metazoa; Chordata; Actinopteri; Perciformes; Sebastidae. The record is from RefSeq and is a predicted model, not a curated record. The transcript is spliced from 10 exons. The coding region runs from base 130 to 1638 and encodes 502 amino acids. Gene Ontology annotation, biological process: nuclear envelope organization.
CUGCCGUUGUGGAAUUCAGUAAGAUUAGGACUCACCUUAUUCUUCACUUGUUUUCUCAGAGCAAAAUAUCUUGCAAAACCGCCAAGAGACCAAAACUCAACGCUGAACAUCCACUUCUUCAUUGACACAAUGUUAUCAAACAGGCAAAGUGAAGUCACGGUACGCAGAAGCGUUCGACUGACCAACGCAGGAUAUUACAACCAUCUAGGAAAACCAGUCAUUUCCUACAAGGAGACGGCUACGUACAAAAAAAGGAGGUUUUCUCCAGACGGUCUGAGAAAGUCCAUCGCCAAGAAAAUCAGCAUGGCCAGCGGGAUCAUAGGGGCCAACAGGGACAGCGGGGUCAACAGGGACAGCGGGGACAGCGGGGCCAACAGGGACAGCGGGGCCAACAGGGACAGCGGGGCCAGCGGGGCCAACAGGGCCAGCGGGGCCAACAGGGACAGCGGGGCCAGCGGGGCCAACAGGGACAGCGGGGCCAGUGGGGCCAGCUGGGGCAACGAGGCCAGCGGGGCCAACAGGGACAGCGGGGGCAACCGGGACAGCGGGGGCAACCGGGCCAGUGGGGCCAAUGGGGCCAGCGGGGCCAACAGGGCCAGCGGGGCCAACAGGGCCAGCGGGGCCAACAGGGCCAGCUGGGCCAGCGGGGCCAACAGGGACAGCGGGGCCAGCUGGGGCAACGAGGCCAGCGGGGCCAACAGGGACAGCGGGGGCAACCGGGCCAGUGGGGCCAAUGGGGCCAAUGGGGCCAGCUGGGCCAGCGGGGCCAACAGGGACAGCUGGGCCAGUGGGGCCAGCGGGGCCAAAGAGGCCAGCGGGGACAACAGGGACAGCGGGGGCAACUGGGCCAGUGGGGCCAACGGGGCCAGCGGGGGCAACGGGGCCUGCUGGAACGGCAUUAUUCGCUGGCUGUUCUUCAUGCUGCUCAUGUGUCUUGGAAUUGUAUACUUCACCCUGGCUCUAUCCAUGAACAGCAACUCUCUUGACUCAGGACCCUCAGCGUCACUUUUCCCAUCAACCAAGCGGGAUAAGGCCUUGAGCACAUAUGAAUGGAUGGGGGAGCGGAUGAGAAUGCUGCAGGACAAGGUGCUGAGGUUAAAGUGGGUCAAGGAGCCACCAGGGGACACUAUGCCCAACUUUGCCCUGGAGUCGCAAGGGGCCCUUGUUUUAGCUCGAUUGUCCUCGGAAACAUACCAAUGCACCGGACCAACCUGUUUUCUUUCAUCCCUGAUAUCUCUUUGGAGACAACCUGUAGACCCAAGUAUUGUGACUCAGGGAGGACCAAUCGUGGAUGGACGCUGCUGGCCAUUUGAUGGUGAGCGUGGACAUUUAGCCCUGUCCCACCCAGUGACCAUCAGCCAUGUGACACUGGGUCACAUUUCAAAGACCGUGUCGCUAACUGGCAGCAUCUCGAACAGCCCAAAGAUGUUUGCUGUCUAUGGCAUGAAGACUAAAGAGGAUGAAGGUACCCUACUAGGAACCUUUCUUUAUGAUCAGGACGGCGAGUCAUUGCAGACUUUCAAACUGUCUGAUCAGGAAGCAGGUGUCUUCAGCCAUGUGAAGCUGCAAGUCGAGAGCAACUGGGGAAAUCCUGACUACACUUGCGUGUACAAUUUCAGGGUCUAUGGGACCAUAUAGAAGACGGUGUUUGCUCCUAUAUGGGAUAUGGUGUACUGUGAGUGUUCACCAUACGAACCUGCUGGUUAGAGGUGUGGUGUACUGUGAGUGUUCACCAUACGAACCUGCUGGUUAGAGGUGUGGUGUACUGUGAGUGUUCACCAUACGAACCUGCUGGUUAGAGGUGUGGUGUACUGUGAGAGUUCACCAUACGCACCUGCUGGUUAGAGGUGUGGUGUGCUGUGAGUGUUCACCAUACGCACCUGCUGGUUAGAGGUGUGGUGUGCUGUGAGAGUUCACCAUACUUCCAUAGUUUGAGGGCUGCACGGUGGCAGAGUGAUCAGCACUGUAGCCGCACAGAGGAAGGACUGGUGAUCGGUCUCUGUCUGUGUAGAGUAUUCUCUCCGUGCAUGCAUGGGUUUUACCAGGUACUCUGGUUUCCUCCCAUACACAAAUAAUAAUAAUGAUUAUUGUUCAAUAAAAAUCAAAAAAAUA